AUGGAGGCGACUCAAUAUGACAUGGCCGCCGAGGCGCCGUCGGCAGCUGCCGCGAAGCUGCACCACAAGAUCCGCGGCGGCGGCGUGACGGGGGCGGCGGUGCGGCGGUAUCUGGAGUCAAAGCGGAUGCUGACCGCGCCCGGCGGCGCGGCGGCCGGCGCGGGGGCGGUGGUGGCUUGGAGGGGCGAGCAGCCGAGGGGGGCGGGGCGCGUGGCGCUGAGGCUGCUGGAAGAUGAGCAGGCGCUGGAGCCGGGGUCGAGGAUCAAGGUCGAGGUGUACUGCAACCUCCCAUUCCAAUGGCCGGCCCCGCCCGCCGGCGCCGCCGCGCCGCGCCCGCUGCUGAGUCAGCUGGUGCACGUGUCGGCGAAAUUCUGGGCGCAGCUGCACGAGGCAGUGUACGCCUCGCCCUGCGGCCUGGCCACAGCGGCGGCCGCCGUGGCCGCAGCCGCGGGCGCGCGGGGCUGGGGGACUUUGCCAGGCGAGGAUCCUUCACAGCCGCGCGUGUUGGCGCUGGCUGCCCAUGUCUGCGCGGUCUUCGAGGCCGCCCUAGCGCAGGGCCUGGUCUGGCAGCACGCCCGCGACGCCGACGGCGGGGAAGACUGGCUCUGCUUCAACACCGGCCUCUCGCGCCACCCCGACGGCGGCAGCGGCGGCGGCGGCGGAGAGGGCCAGGGCGUCGUCGCAUUCCUGCAGCGGCGCGCGUGGCGGCAGCGGGACGCCAAGCAGCGGGCGCUGGCACCCUGGGUGAUGUCAAAUGACGUCAUGCCAUGGGAGCGCGUGCUGGGGCACACAGGCGGCGCAGGGAACGUGCCGCCGCCGCCGCGGGCCCAGCGGCAGCAGCAGCAGCUGCUGCAGCCGCUCGCGCCGCUGGGGGCGGCGCCGCUCGUCGCGCCGGCGGCGCGCGUGGCGCUGGACCUGCCGACGCUCCCGAUUGCGGCUGGGCCGGCAACGCAGGACCUGUCGGGAAGCUGCCCGGGCCCGCGGGUCGUGCUGACCGUGCGGCUCGGCGACCCGCAGCUGGCGGCGUUGGCGGGGGCGGCGCCGCUGCGCGUCGCCGUCGCGGCGGGCACGCCCUGCGGCGACCUGGCGCGCGCGCUGGCGGCGUGGGCGCGCGGCCUCAUUGCCGCUGCUGGUGGCGGCGCGGAGGGGCCGGCGGGCGUUCUUCAGGGGCAGCUGGACGAGGCGGGAGGGGAGGUUCUGGUGACAUGGGAAGAGCCCGGCGCGGCUGCUGCGGGCGCCGCGGCGCGCUGGGGCGCGCUCGCGGCUGCGUCGGGCGGCGCCGCGGCGGCCGCGCCGCUCGGGCCGCGGCUCGGGCUGCGACUGGAGGGGGGUGCGCCCAGCGGCGGCGGCGAGUGGCGGCAGUUGGACGCGCAACUCUGGCUCCCAGCCGCGCCCGAGGGUGCCGCGGCCCCCGCGCCACUGCUCGCGCGCUGCUGCGGCGGGGCCGCCGCCGCGGGGCGCGCGGCGCUCGAGGCCGCCGCGGUCGCGGCGCCGGACUGGUGGGGGGAGGGGCUGGCCGGGCUAGAGUCAUUCCUGGCGCACGCGUUUGACCGCGCCAACGAGCAGCGGCUGCUAGCUGUCGCGCCCCUCGACGCGGCCGCUGGCGCCGACGGGGAGGGCGCGGCGGCGCGGUUCCUCGUUUUCAACACGGGGCUGUUCACGCGCGGCCUGCACGACGUGUUCCUGCUGUUCUCGCCGGCCGAGGACGCCCACGGCGGACAUCAGCAGCCGAACGGCGGCGCGGCGGCGGGCGCAGUUGCGGCGGCGGCGGCGCGGCCGUGGGCAUUCCAUAGCGCCCGCAGCGGCGCUGAGCUGGCGCUGAUCGCGGACGAAAGGGACCUGCCCCCGCCGCCGCUGCCGCCCGCGUUCGCGACGGCGGGGCUCGACGCGGCGUCGCCUGUGAGCGCGGAUUGGGACGCGCUCCUCCGCGGCGGCGGCGGCGGCGGCGGCGGCGGCGGCGGCGGGGGCGCGGACGGUCUAUCUGAGGCGGUGCUGCGCGGCGCCCUCGACGUAUCUCUGCGCCGCGCCGCGCGCGCGCCCGCGCUCGCGCUGCCGUGCCUCGGCCCCGACCGCGGCGGCGGCGGCGGCGGCGGUGGCGGCGGCGCAGCGCGCACUCUCUGGGGGCUGCCGCUGUUUCUGGACGCGCGGCGGCCGGUCAGGCACGUCCUCAUCUUGGAGACGUUCGCCGCCGCCAGACCCGGCGGCGCCCUGGACACGCAGCAGCAGCAGCAGCAGCAGCAGCAGCAGUGGGGGCCGCCGCCGCGGCCGCGGCGGCAGGUGUACCGCGUCGUGCAGCUGCUGCCGUUUGAGGAGGCGUACUGCGCCAUGCGAGCUCUGGGCGCGGUGGAUUGGAUGUCCUGGGUGCGGGACGCUUUGGAGGAUCUUGCCGUGCGGAAGCGGGAGGGGCGGGCGGCAGAUGGCGGUGCCGGCGGCGGCGCCGGCGGCGGCGGGUGGGUGUGGUCGGCGCAGGAAGAGGUGCUGAGGGCGUUGAAGCCACGGUCGGGCUCGGACGAUGGCAGCGGCGGCGGCGGAGACGCGGACGGGCUGCGGCGGGUGCAUUUGCUGCUGUGGGAUCCGAACGCGGGGGGCGGCGCGGCGGCGGCCGGCGCGGGGGCGGGGACCGGCGGGGACGGGGCCGGCGCGGAGGGCGACGGCGGCGCGGCGCAGCAGCUGUUGUGGGAGGCACUGCGGGGGCACCCGCUGGUGGCGGCGCGGGGGCGCGAGGGCGGGUGA
Monoraphidium neglectum is the source of this 2733-nucleotide messenger RNA. RefSeq lists its product as hypothetical. The record is from RefSeq and is a predicted model, not a curated record. The transcript has 4 exons. The coding region runs from base 1 to 2733 and encodes 910 amino acids. Lineage: Eukaryota; Viridiplantae; Chlorophyta; Chlorophyceae; Sphaeropleales; Selenastraceae.